Messenger RNA from Closterium sp. Naga37s-1, 368 nucleotides. Lineage: Eukaryota; Viridiplantae; Streptophyta; Zygnematophyceae; Desmidiales; Closteriaceae. The record is from the annotation of a GenBank genome assembly.
GGGAUGGUGGGGGCGGAGAAUUUGGGGGAGGGGAGGGUGGUGGAGGGGGAGGAGGAGAAGGGGGAGGCGGAGGGGGAGAAGGGGGAGGGGGAAAAGGGGGAGGGGGAGAAGGGGGAGGGGGAGACGGGGGAGGGGGAAAAAGGGGAGGAGGAAAAGGGGGAGGCGGAGCAGGGGGAGGCGGAGCAGGGGGAGGCGGAGAAGGGGGAGGAGAAGGGGGAGAGGGGGAAGGGGGAGGGGGAGAAAGGGGAGGGGGAGAAGGGGGCGGAGGGAAAAGAGGAGGGGGGGAAGGGGAGGAUGGCGGAGGGUUGGGAGGCGGCAAGUUGGGGGGUGGGGGAGGAGGCGAGGGAGCAGUGGGCGGAGGGGCGUGA